CUUAUUAAAUAGAUUAGUUUAGAUUUUGUAUGCUUUGGUAGCCCUUCGUAUUAUAUAUCUAUUUUUAUUCUGACAUGACCUCGUUCUGCGCCUCUGGGUCCUCUAUGCCCCCUAUAUCUCUGCCGGACGUCGAAUUGACUCUGGACUGUGCCUCCAAAGAUGCCUUACAUAUCCUCAGACAGAUCAAGCCAGAAUGGUGUGAUGAAUCGUCAGCUGACGAAGUGUUGGUGAAGAACUUCGACGAUGGCAUCACCAACAAGGUGUUUGGGUUCCAUCUGAAGAGUGACCCCUCCCCCAUCAGCCACAAAGAUAUGGUGCUGUUCAGAGUGUUUGGAGAGAAGACUGAGAAAGUGAUCACAAGGCAAAAUGAAAUACUCACUCUAAACAUGCUACACCAAGUUGGACUGGGCCCUGAGUUAUACAGUGUGUUCAAGAAUGGACUGGCAUAUGAGUACCUCAAGGGAGUUCCUCUGGAUGCCAAGAGUUGCAGGGAUCCCAACAUCAUGAGACUCACAGCAGACACAUUCGCACAAUGGCACUGUAGAGUACACCCGAGUGAAUCCGAUUUUGACUUCUCCAUUCCGAUGCCCAUUUUGAAAACGAGACAGUGGCUUGAACAACUGUCGGAUCAUGAGGGCAUUCUGCUAGCUUCCAUUUCGGACAAAAGGUUCACAAUUGACUCCCUGAAGAAGGAGCUGGCUGAGAUUGAAGUGUGGAGUAGAAUAGACGAACCACUUGUGUUCUCACACAAUGACACUCUUCUGGCCAAUUUAGUCUAUAAUGAGAAGGAGAAUUCAGUGAAGUUGAUUGAUUAUGAGUAUGGAGGCCCUAGCUACAGGGCAUUUGAUGUUGGGAACCACUUUGACGAGAUGUGUGGGAUCGGUGACGUCAUCGACUUCUCCAUCUUCCCCUCCCCCGAAGAGCAGAAGCAGUUCAUCACCUUUUACCUAGACUCAUUUAACGCCCUCAAGUCACUCCCUCCCCCCACUGCGGAUGAGGUGGAGGAGUUCUACAGGAAUGUUGGCAAAAUGUGUCUGUUGUCUCAUUUCUACUGGGGAGUGUGGUCCCUCUUGCAGAGCACAAUCUCAAAAAUAGACUUCGACUAUGUACAGUAUAGUAGAGAUAAACUGACAGAGUACUAUACAAGGAAAGAAGCAUUUUUGAAUCUGUAAAUUUCAAUUGUUUUAUACUGAAUUUAACUGUACAUCAAGAAUUUCUAUUUCGAAGAAAUAUUUUGGUAAUUGGAUUUU
This is a messenger RNA of Symsagittifera roscoffensis, 1250 nucleotides long. RefSeq names its product ethanolamine kinase 2-like. The transcript is spliced from 6 exons. Gene Ontology annotation, molecular function: ethanolamine kinase activity. Gene Ontology annotation, cellular component: cytoplasm. Lineage: Eukaryota; Metazoa; Xenacoelomorpha; Acoela; Convolutidae. Gene Ontology annotation, biological process: phosphatidylethanolamine biosynthetic process. Bases 75 to 1172 code for a protein of 365 amino acids. The record is from RefSeq and is a predicted model, not a curated record.